AUGUUGACUAUCCCACUUCCGGACCAAACGGGGGGUGACAUUGAGACAUAUAACAAGAUCCGUGAUGCAGGAGAGAAGAUCUGUGCCAAACCAUCAAACAUCCAGUGCAGGGCUGAAAAUCACCCUGACCUCCGCCUUGACCAGGUUGGUCAAGUUGUCGAGUGUAAUGUUGACUCUGGACUGGUGUGCAAGAAUGAUGAGCAAAUUGGGAAAUUUAAGCAGUGCUUGAAUUAUGAGAUACGGGUGUUGUGCUGUGAAGUAAACCCACGUUGCCCGCCUACAACCAUCCCAACCACCACCACUCCCAAACCAACCACGACAGCUCCAGAAACAACCACCACCACACCAGUAACAACUACAGCACCAAAAACCACCACAACACAACCAACAACGACAACCACCACCACCACCACCACACCUCGGCCAGUAAGUACAACCACCUUGCCCACAACCACUCUGCCAGUCACCACCACAACAACCGAGACGACUACCACCUCUCCAGAAACAACAACUUGUGGACCUAUAUGUCAGUGGACCGACUGGUUUGAUGUUGACUAUCCCACUUCCGGACCAAACGGGGGUGACAUUGAGACAUAUAACAAGAUCCGUGAUGCAGGAGAGAAGAUCUGUGCCAAACCAUCAAACAUCCAGUGCAGGGUUGAAAAUGACCCUGACCUCCGCCUUGACCAGGUUGGUCAAGUUGUCGAGUGUAAUGUUGACUCUGGACUGGUGUGCAAGAAUGAUGAGCAAAUUGGGAAAUUUAAGCAGUGCUUGAAUUAUGAGAUACGGGUGUUGUGCUGUGAAGUAAACCCACGUUGCCCGCCUACAACCAUCCCAACCACCACCACUCCCAAACCAACCACGACAGCUCCAGAAACAACCACCACCACACCAGUAACAACUACAGCACCAAAAACCACCACAACACAACCAACAACGACAACCACCACCACCACCACCACCACACCUCGGCCAGUAAGUACAACCACCUUGCCCACAACCACUCUGCCAGUCACCACCACAACAACUGAGACGACUACCACCUCUCCAGAAACAACAACUUGUGGACCUAUAUGUCAGUGGACCGACUGGUUUGAUGUUGACUAUCCCACUUCCGGACCAAACGGGGGUGACAUUGAGACAUAUAACAAGAUCCGUGAUGCAGGAGAGAAGAUCUGUGCCAAACCAUCAAACAUCCAGUGCAGGGUUGAAAAUGACCCUGACCUCCGCCUUGACCAGGUUGGUCAAGUUGUCGAGUGUAAUGUUGACUCUGGACUGGUGUGCAAGAAUGAUGAGCAAAUUGGGAAAUUUAAGCAGUGCUUGAAUUAUGAGAUACGGGUGUUGUGCUGUGAAGUAAACCCACGUUGCCCGCCUACAACCAUCCCAACCACCACCACUCCCAAACCAACCACGACAGCUCCAGAAACAACCACCACCACACCAGUAACAACUACAGCACCAAAAACCACCACAACACAACCAACAACGACAACCACCACCACCACCACACCUCGGCCAGUAAGUACAACCACCUUGCCCACAACCACUGUGCCUGUCACCACCACAACAACCGAGACGACUACCACCUCUCCAGAAACAACAACUUGUGGACCUAUAUGUCACUGGACCGACUGGUUUGAUGUUGACUAUCCCACUUCCGGACCAAACGGGGGUGACAUUGAGACAUAUAACAAGAUCCGUGAUGCAGGAGAGAAGAUCUGUGCCAAACCAUCAAACAUCCAGUGCAGGGCUGAAAAUCACCCUGACCUCCGCCUUGAACAGGUUGGUCAAGUUGUCGAGUGUAAUGUUGACUCUGGACUGGUCUGCAAGAAUGAUGAGCAAAUUGGGAAAUUUAAGCAGUGCUUGAAUUAUGAGAUACGGGUGUUGUGCUGUGAAGUAAACCCACGUUGCCCGCCUACAACCAUCCCAACCACCACCACUCCCAAACCAACCACGACAGCUCCAGAAACAACCACCACCACACCAGUAACAACUACAGCACCAAAAACCACCACAACACAACCAACAACAACCACCACCACUCCCAAACCAACCACUACUGCUCCAGAAACAACAACCACAACACCAUUAACAACUACAGUACCCAAAACCACAACAACACAACCAACAACGACAACCACCACACCUCGGCCAGUAAGCACAACCACCUUGCCCACAACCACUGUGCCAGUCAGCACCACCACUACCGAGACGACUACCACCUCUCCAGAAACAACAACUUGUGGACCUAUAUGUCAGUGGACCGACUGGUUUGAUGUUGACUAUCCCACAUCUGGACCUAACGGGGGUGACACUGAGACGUAUAACAACAUCCGGGCUGUAGGAGGGAAAAUCUGUGCCAAGCCAUCAAACAUCCAGUGCAGGGCUGAAAAUUACCCUGACCUCCGCCUUGACCAGCUUGGUCAGAAAGUUGAGUGUAAUGUUGAUUCUGGACUGGUUUGCAAGAAUGAUGAGCAAAUUGGGAAAUUCAGGCAGUGCUUGAAUUUUGAGAUACGGGUAUUGUGCUGUGAAGUAAACCCACGUUGCCCACCUACAACCAUCCCAAUCACCACCACUCCCAAACCAACCACGACAGUACCAGUAACACCAACUGCCUGUUUCUGCAAGAUUAAUGAAACCAUUUACAGACGUGGUAAGUAACCAAUGUAGAUUUCUAUGGACUUUGCACAUCAUUUUUUACUUAAAAUUAUAAAAAUAAUAUUGCUUAUGGAUUCAUUUGCAUAUUUUUUCCACAUUUUUGCUAAACCCUUCUUUCUUUAAUACAGCCCAUUGUUCAUUAUUCUUUCAUUAUUUUGUGCUACUACUUUGUAUGUUAGAAAUAUUUACAGUCUAACUCUUUGAUUCCCUUUUGUAGGUGAUACGAUUUACAAUAAAACAGACAGUGAUGGUUGCCUUUUCACUGCUGUUUGUAGUAAAACAUGUUCUGUUGAGAGAUCCAAAGGUCCAUGCAAACUAACAACACCAAAACCCACUCCGACAGUUGUUGUCACAACCCCCACCCCCACCACUACCAUUGCCACUACCACUACCACCACUGAGCAACCUGGAUGCCCAGAUGCUAAACCACCCUUAAAGGUACCGAUCUCUUUUCAUCUUGAUUUGAAAUAAUGUUUUCCAUUUGGAAGUUGAUGCACAGAAAGCUACAGGUUGGGUACCUGGAAAUACUCAAUAGGGCAACAGGGAUUAGCCUUACUUCUUCGCAGUGCUUAUCUCUUGGCUGGUUCGUGGUUAGGUUUGCAUUCACCUGAAUGCUGUGUAGGGGUGUAACUCCAGUUAUCCAUGAAGUUUUACCAGCUCCGAACCUGAGUGCUCCAGUCCUGGGGGUGGGGACAUUUUCAAACUUUGUAUCAAGUGAGCCCUCUUAUUUGUGCAGUACAGGUGUGGGAAUAGUGGUGGAUUUUCUCUCUUUAUUGUGUAGGAAGAAAUUGCCUCUAGAUCAGUUCUGCAUGAUUCCCCCACAUGUCAUGACUUUGGGGGCUUUUAAUAUAAUAUUUGCUAAGGUGUUCCCACCCCCCAUGAUGAGGGUUUAGCAUGUGCAUUCAAAAAGUCCAAGCCAGAGGUGCUCUUGGGAAAUCCAGUAAAUGGGUUGCCUAGGUUGCCCAGUGACUAUCCAGGUAUUUUAAUAUCUGUCAUGUGACAAGCGGUUGUCGGGCUGAGGAGAUACAUAGGCUGAGGCUUCAUAACCAGGUGCCUGGAAGUGCUUGGACCUCACAAGAAUACUUUAGCAGGGGAAUGCCCAGACUCUGUGGCCUUGAGUGGCUCUGCUUGAUCCAGUGUAAAUCAGAAAUCAAUGCAAAUCAGAAGAAUUUGUUACGAUGCAUAUAAUGUGGUGAAAAUUAUGAUAAUCUGGACCAUUAACUGCCUAAUCAACUGCUUCAAACAAUCCCUCUCACAAUUCUCCUCUGCAAAUCUUAAUGUCACUUAGACUAUAAUCCAGUCCACACAUAGCUGGAAAUGUGUUUCAGUGGGACUUACCUCCAAAGAGGCAUUUACAGGACUACGUUGUUGUUAUUAUUAUUAACAGGGUAUUCUUGGAAAUUUGCUGAAUAUUCACCAAACAAUAUUUGUUAUUUAACUGUGCCGUGGUAGCUGAUAUGCAACAGUAUUUAAUAUUUAACAGUAUUUGCUAGGGGCCAAUGGGGCAGAAAAGGUAUGUGCAGUAGCCUGUGUUAAAAUCACUUGAUACAGCCUUGGAGGAGAUGUUAAACGAAACAAAAACAAACUAAGACAGGUGGAAUAAACCAAGGAACCAGAAAUUAUUUAUGACUUUGUACAUAGAACGUAAGUAAUUCAACAAAAAAUAUAGCAGGAUUAAGGAGUUUUGCAUAGUAGACCCAGACUACACAUGCCAAAAUUCAUAGAUAUGACUAAUAUAGGUCCAUUAAUUUCAAUGGGACUACUCUAAAGUUUAAUUGGAUACAACCCAAUGUGUUUUAUUAAUAAUAUUCAAUAACUGUCAUUCCAGUGGUGUAAAGGGCAGUAUUCAGCACACUCAUUCUGCCAGUGCAAUGACUUUUGGCUGCACAACAGUACUUUCCCUCCCUCUUCUCUUGCCAUACCCCUACCUGCUGACCUGGAGGGAUUUGGGGAAGGUGACCAUGGGAUGAGGAGAGGGUGUGUGCAAGUAGAAAUCCUUUCACUCAUGGAACACGUGCAUUGGAUACCACCGCAAAUAUUUGAUAAUGAUAGUUCAAUAAUAGGCAAUAGUGUUUAGUACUGGACAAUAUUUGACAGCCGGCAGCAUCAAAAUGACCAAGUGCUGGAGACCUUUAGCCCUCCAGAUUCUAUUGGGUUACAACUGCAACCAUCCCUGACCAUUGACCAUGCUAGCUGAUGGGAGAUGGAGUCCAGCAACAUCUUGAGAGCCACAGGUUCCCCAUCCUUGAUGUAGGUGCAAAGCUUCUAUGGUGAACCUCUGAUUGGUUGGUGCUGUAGAAAACUAGAUACCAGGAGAUUUCUGAAGUAGGAUGCAUUCACUUGUACAUGUAUAAAUGGUAUACAUAAGCAGGAACCAAAGAAGAAGUGCCUAUCAGUUAUAUAUAAAACUGUACAUAAAGCUUAGCUGGGUCUAACUGUAAGUGUCAGUGGCAACAAUGUCUUUCUCUUCACAGACUGGUGACAAAUGGGUAUCAAAUUGCACCGUAUCAACUUGUGAGGGAAACAAUAAAAUUUCUGUAAAGCAAGUACAGUGUCCACCAGUGAGGAAUAUUGUUUGUGAAAAUGGGUACCCACCAAACAAAGUCUUCAGUGAAGAUGGCUGCUGUUAUCACUAUGAAUGUGAAUGUGAGUGAAAAUAAAUCUCUAAAGAAGCACUCAUGACUCCGUUUUCAUGGUGCAAACAUUACCUCAAACAUACUCUUGUUUGAGUCAUUGUUUAUGCUUUUCUUAAAGUCUAACUUAAGUCCUAAUGGUUAACAUUCCCCCCCUCUAAUUUUUCAGGUGUUUGUAGCGGCUGGGGUGAUCCUCACUAUAUCACAUUUGAUGGAACGUACUACACUUUCCUGGACAACUGCACAUAUGUGUUGGUGCAGCAGAUUACACCUAAAUACGACAACUUCAGGAUUCUAAUUGAUAAUUAUUUCUGUGAUGCUGAAGAUGGACUUUCAUGCCCUCAGUCUAUCAUUGUUUACUACAAAACGUCAGUGGUAGUGCUAACCCGCAAACUCUUUGAUGGUGUGGAAGCUAACAAGGUAAAAAAAAAUAUGUACACUACUUGAAUUGUUUCUUUCAAUGUAUUAUUUUAUAGAAAAUGCAACAGGACUGAAGGAGCUAGGCAUAUUUACUUUAGUGAGUAAAGGGAAACCCAAGACAAAGCCCACACUCAAGAGAACAUGAUUAGCUAUGUCCAAGAAUUUUCAGUAGGUGUACUGUAUAGCAGCCUUUACUCAUCUGGUUCUGCCUGAGGUUUAUAGGGGUUAUAGUCCCUGGGUUACAUGAUGACUGAGUCUUCAGAUGAUGAACAUGCAUGGGUAAGCCUGUCCUAUAUUUCUACCCCCAUUUGAGAAAUCAGAAAUUUACUGCAAGAUCAGAAAUGUAGAUUUCUGAAGUUAAAACAUUGCUGUCUCAUUCUUAUUAGAAAAUGUUAUUGAUCUUCAACAGAGUGAAAUCUUUCCUAGAUUAGUUAUGGUCAACUGUAAAAAGGCUAUGUGCAAGUCAACUCACUCACAUUUGAUUAGCUUAGGGACACAAGGAGACAGAUAAAAUGUGAACAACACAUUUUGUGAACAAAUCUGAACUGUGUGUCAGCUGUGAAAAGCAGCAUUGCACAUAUUAAAUAGCACAGCAAGACUGGGAUUCAAAGUGAUUUUCAGUCUCACAAUUCCUAAUACAAUCACACUCCUCCUUUCUUUCUUAGACAUUCAGGGGACCCUGUGCAGUGGUAUUCCUUGAGACACAGUAGGCUAUCACAAGAAGGGGAAAUUGUCAAACAUCUUAUGUGGAUGCAGGAGUGCUGUUUGUGUAGAUUCAAUUCAUGUACUUUAAGUUUAUUUUUGUAGAGCAAGUGGAAUAUAAAUUCCAUAAUAAAUAAUUUAACAACAUAUCUACAAAAGUAAAUAAAUUACUUUUUAAAAAAGCAUAGCAAAGCAAAGAGAAUUCCUCAUUGUUGCAACAUUAAUCUCAUUUACAGAUCUACUUUGAUGGUAAGAUUGUCAACCCAGGCUUCCAGAAAGAUGGCAUUUUUGUCUCCAUGGUUGGUGUCAACAUGGUAGUUGAGAUUCCUGAGCUUGGGGCUGUCAUCACCUUCAGCGGUUUGAUCUUCUCAAUAAAACUUCCAUACAGCAAAUUUGGCAACAACACCGAAGGACAGUGUGGUAAGGGAAAAUAAUGCUUUACUCCCAUGAAAAUCCAUGUUGUUCCAUCAACCAUUGGUUCACUCUUUCGAACCAAUUACCAAUUUAAAGUUAAGUCAGAACCAUGUUUUUCAUUUCAGUUUCACUUUUGUUGUUUUCAAAAAGCACCUUGGUUUCUCUGUUUGACUGCCCCUCCUCCUCAAAAUCUCAUUUAUUUCCCCCCAAAUCCUGGAUGCCAGGUAUCCUGGAUACUGCUGAAAAUUUUGAGAAGGAGAAAACCCAGAAUGGAAUAGCACAACAUUUGCUUCAAAAGAAAGGAGAAUGUUUCUUCAGUCAAUAGCAUGAUUUAAAUUUUAUGUAUUUCAGUGAUUCUAGCAUUGCACUGAAUGCAAAACACUGCGUAGUUUGUUGCAAAUAUAUAAAACUCUCUACCUUCCAUUCUGUUCUGAUUCUGUUUUGUUUUCCCCCAGGUACCUGUACAAAUGACAGAAAAGAUGAAUGUCGCUUACCAACUGGCGAGAUAACCAGUUGUCCCUACAUGGCUCCCCAUUGGAAAGUCGAUGAUGAGAAGAAGAACUACUGCAAAAACAAAACAGUACUUCCUGUCACACCAACACCCGCAGUACCUUGCAAACCUUCCCCUGUUUGCGAUAUAAUUUUGAGCGAGUAAGUUGGAAAAUUGUCCUAAUGUAUGCUUUCCUGCUUAGAUAAUAUAAUAAACGUAUCCUAUGGAAGGAGAAGGGGAAAUAAAGUCUGAUGCACAACUUUCUCAGGGUCAACUCUACUGAAUAGAGUGGGCUGUAGUUCUGAGCCAACAUGCAUAGGAUUUCUCUGUACAAGAGCACAGCUAUAUAAAAGGCCCUUUAGCUCAAGUUCUAGACAGCCCUACCUCUUACUAUAAAGGUCUGCGGGGCGGAGGGUGUCUUAACACAUCUAGCUUCACAUUUCUUCAAGCCUGCAUAUCAAACCCACAAAUUCACUGAAAAAAAUCAAUUUACAGUUAUAAUAGGCUAGCCAUAUUUCAAAAAGUGAAAUACAAUACAAACGUUGUUGACCAAAUCCGAGCUAUAUCCGGGAAAUUCCGGAUGUAUGGCAACCCUAGGUUAUAAUAUUCUUGUUGCUGUUAUUGGAAAUUUGGCUUGUGAAACUUUGUUUGAAAGUUAGUUUGCGACAACCCUUUUUUUUAAAGGCUUCUGGGAGACCUUUGAUGCAAUCAACUCAUUUGCUGUGCAUUUAAAGCAGACUUGUUUUGCACCAUACCACAUCUUUCUUCCAGAAAGCUACAAUUCUGUUGUGAAUAUAACUGAAAUUAGUGAAAGCUGAAUUUCAUGUGCGUGAAAUUCUAUACCAUGAUGAACAUUCAGUCCUGAGAAACCUUUUUUAAAAAAUCCUGUUUUCCAGCUCUUCAAAUCCCAGAAGUGAAAAUAGUCAUAUUCAAAAAUGUAUGUUCAUGUCAAGUGUUUAUGAUAUCUUUUACGGAGUCUUCCCUGAUUAUCAUGUCUUUGUGAUUUUUUUUUUACAGAGUCUUCUCUGAUUGCCAUCAAAUCAUACCUCCAAAGCCCUUCCACCAAGGUUGCUCCUUUGAUUCUUGCCACAUAGUCAAUACCACCAUGCAGUGUUCAGGCUUAGAGAUAUAUGCUUCACUCUGUGCCUCUAAAGGUGUUUGCAUUGACUGGAGAGCGAAGACUAAUGGUUCAUGCCGUAAGUACUGGAGUGUUAAUCAAUCCCACAGUUUCUCCACAAAUUAUACAGCCAUGGGAGCCUUGUUCAUUAAAUACUUUGCAUGUGUCAGUUUUAUUUUUGUAAAUAGAUCCAUCUUAGGGAAUUGUAGUUUAAUGACUAAAAUACAGAAAGAUGAGAGGACAUUCUCAGCCUUUGAGAACCUCUUCAGCUAUACAUUUACUGCGGCUUUAAGAGGGCAGAUGUCCAAAUGAGAUCAAGAGUCUGGGCCCUUCUGGUUCAUUUAAGUAUAGUGUUCUGUCUUUAGGAUCACAGGAAUGUGCCAUCAUGUUCACAGGAAGCAUAUCUAAUAAAAACAAUUAUAUGAAUAGAAGCAGAAUAUAUGGCAACUAAACAUGUUGAAAUGUGGCUAGAAUUUUAGGGUGUUGGUUUCUGUUUGCUUCUUUUUAACAAAGAGACCCUUCCAUGCCAUUAACUACCAGUAAAAGGAGAGAAAGAGUGUGGGGAAAGUCAUACUGUAGCUGCAGUAGCUGUAAAUGUAAAGUGUAUCAAAGUAUGUCUUUAUGUUCACAUUGGUUUAUUUUUCUUACCAUGUUUAGCAUACAGCUGUCCUGAAGGCAAAGUAUAUGACCCAUGUGGCCCUAUCAACCCUCCCACAUGUGAUAAUAGGUAAGGAAAGAAUGGAAUCUCUGUUUAGGUCUGUUUCACUCCAGUUGUUGGAGCCAGUGUUAUGUAGUCAAUAGCAUGCUGGAUUUGAACUCAGUUCAGAGUCAUCACGCUCUUAACAGUGCUGAUGAUUCAAGGCACAGGCUGAAUUUUCACAAUGCAAAAGGGUGCUGUAUGACUGUAACCCAUGCUUUCUUUCUGCAGCAGGGCUAGUCAGCAUAAUGGCACUGGCAUAGUUGAAGGUUGCUUCUGUGCUCCUGGAACCAAGCUCUUCAACUCCUACAAUGAUAUCUGUGUAGAACAAUGUGGUAAGUGUUUUUAUUUCAAGGACAGCAGAGGGUACCAUACUGCAGCAACACUAUAUGGAGUGGAGGGUUCCUCAGCUGCAAUUCAGGUCAGCCUAAUCUAGGUAGCCUCAGCAGGGAGACAGAAGCACCCUUAGAAACCCAAGAGAAAGUGAUUUCCAGAAACAUCAGGGGUAACUCAAUAAGCAGUAAUAAUCACUCAAGAGAAUGCUAUGUGAUCAGUGGUCACCUUGCACGAGUUUCAGAAGGAAAUAGAGUCUUGAUACAAUGAGGAAUUUUCAUGUAUCCUUCAAACAUGACAUCCCUGGCUACUGCAGAUACAACUUUCAUGCCCACAACUUCCAGAGGGAUAGUCAUGUUAGUCUGUUGCAACAAAAAUAGCCGAAGAGUCUUGCAGCAGCUUAAAUAAUUAUAAAUAACAGGCAGGAUUCAACGAAUGAGACAUGCUAGCAGAAGCCUGCGCAAGGUCUUCCACCAAUGCAGCAGGGCAUUCCCUGUUUCUCCUCCCUCCAUGCAACCCUGCAUCUGGCUCUGAAGGAGUCAAGAAAUGCUUGUGCUGACUUAACUAGCACUAUGUUGAACUCCUCCCACAGAGUUGUUUAGUCUUUAAGGCACCACAAGAACUUUUGUUGUUCUUUCUGGUACAGUUCAGUCUCGGCAGCACCUCACAGUCCCAGCACCUUUUCACUGCCCUUUGACCCAGAGAACAAUGUCAGAUGGCGCUGUGGCCUGUUUGCUCAGAUAGCUACAUUUGCUCCAGGACUCUUUAGGAACAGCAGUGCAAAAAAUCUCUGUUAUUACAUUUCUUUCAGGUUGUACUGGACCAGACGGAAUGCCCAAAGAGGUAACUAAAAAUAUGUACUUCAUGAAAUGUGGAUGGGUCACCUCAGAAGGUGUUGGGAGCAGAGGCCAAUUCAGGGCAGCACAACUGGUUCCCCUGUGCUGGGUGCCAAGCCUAGGGGGCGCUACAACUAUGAUGUGGUGAAUUGAGUAGAACAGAAGGUGAGGGGUCUCACCCAGUACAGAGUGCCUCUUUUAAGAUGCAUCUAUGGUCCCCCCCCCCCCGAUUGUACAGUAAUUAUUAUGGCUUUAAUCAGCCGAUUAAUUGGAGGCACCCUUUUUGUAAAAAAAUAAUUGAGUAAGUAAUUAAACUGAUUAUUCAGCUAAGUAUUUACAGCCUUGAUAUAUGUUGAUGGCACUCUUUCUGACAUGAUCUCUGACAAGGCAAAUUUAGGGAUGAUGUAUCUUAUUUUCUUUUAAAUACAAUUUUUAAAAUUAUUUUUUUGCAGCCUGGAGCAAGCUGGAUCAGCAACUGCCGGGAGUGUACUUGUGAAAAAUAUACUCUUAAAGUGCAGUGUACACCAAAGAUAUGUGCAACACCUGUCCCAGAACGCUGUGAAUUUGAAGGCUUUGUGCCUGUCAGUGUCACAACACCUGAAGAUAAAUGCUGUCCUCAGAUGAAAUGUGGUAAGUAUAAUCUCUUGCCUGUUUGAAACAAAUACCGUAUUUUUUGUACCACAACACUCACUUUUUUCCUCCUAGAAAGUAAGGGGAAAUGUCUGUGCGUGUUAUGGAGCGAAUGCCUGCGGGUGGCGGGGGGAAUCUGCUGCAGUCGUGAGCAGAGGAUCCAUGGUUCCCCUUCCUUCCGUCCUCCGUGGUUACAAAGCAUGGAUCCACAUGGAUCAUCAGGAUUUUUGCAUUGGGCUACUCCAAACUCACUGUCAGAUCACAUGACUGUGGCCACAGCAUGAACCACAAAAAUCAUAUAUCCACUAUUUCGUUUAGAAUAUUUUUUUUUCUUGUUUUCCUCCUCUAAAAACUACGUGCGUGUUAUGGUCUGGUGCGUGUUAUAGAGCGAAAAAUACGGUAUAUCAUGCUUCAAACCGGUGCUGCAUGAGCGGAAGACAGCUCACACGACCGAUCUUCCCCUUCCCUUCCUUUCUACCUCCUGCAUCCUCCUAAAAAGCCUUUUUCCAGGGCUGAUGGUGGGGGGACUGCUAAAUACUAUGGGCAAUGUUAUCUGAGUGAGAGGGUGGAAAUGCCCAGAAUCAGUUGGAGAAAUCUUGUACCAAUGUUAGUUUUCUCUGCCCAUUUUUGGGUGAUUCUUUCCUCCUACUGAAACUGCAAAUGACAUAAUCUUCUUUAUACAUACAUACAUACAUACAUACAUACAUACAUACCCUGUCCUUUCCCCUGGUGAGUUUCAAGGUGACUACCCCACAUAUCCCAUGCUGUCUAGUAGAAGAGGCUAUCACUUCUCAGCCUGUUGGCUUAAGAGGCUUGUGUGGGUACGGGGGAUUGAAGAGGGAAGAGGCAAAAGGGAAAGGUCCAUUAUGCUUAAUUUCCUUCUGCUUCUGCAAUAUCGGAUGCAAUCCAUUGUGAAUAGCUCAAAGCAACCACUUCCAAAUGGGUACCUUUUCCACUUAGGUAAAUUCCCAUUAGUUACACCACAGGAGGUCUUACAAUUGGACUGAAGCCCUGUGCCACAAAUCAUGUGGCAUAGUGGUUAAUCUAUUCAUACGACAUGAGUGCUGGUGGGCAGAGUUGGGCAACCUGUGGCCCUCCAGCUGUUAUUAGACUGCAUCUCCAUUGGCCACAGGGGCUAGGGGUUGGAGCCUGAAAACAUCCUGUAGAGAUUCACACCUCUUCUUCAGACAUUCUUGUUCUUGUUAUAAUGGAAGCAGAUGUUUCUCUGGACAUAACUGGAGUGUUGAAAAAUGUCCUGUAUGUUCUUGUUAUAAUGAAAAUAUCCUGACAUUCUUUUAUGGCUUUUUCUUUUUUUGUGUGUGUCUUAUAUAGUAUGCAACACUAGUUACUGUCCUGAAUCCGUUGAGACCUGUCCAGUAGGAUAUGAAUUAAAACAACAAAAGCUGCCAGGAGAUUGCUGCAUUAAAGCCACUUGUGGUAAGAACUGAAACAUGACAUUUCUCAGGAGUAUUUGAAACUUCUCUCCCCUCCCCCUUCCCUCUCUCUUCCUCUCUCUCUACAACUCCCCACCCUCCAGAUGAGUCAUAUUCCAUCCCCACCUCCCAUGCUAUGAGCUGGCAUUCCAGUGGCCAUUUUGCCUCUUCAACUGUUUUUAUUUCCUGUUGCAAGAAUCCUGAAAUUGUUCUGAAGAAGCAAAUACUUAAUUUGUUAUAUAUCUCAUAUCUGCUGAGAAGCUGGUCAAUUAAGCUGCUGCUGGCAAGUCCCAGUUUUGUUGGGGCUUCUUUUGCAAUAGGGGUAUUUUGUAAGAUUUUCUUUUGGGAGAGGAUAUUUUGUAACACAUGCACACACAUUUCUGCAAACCUGCAUAAGGUAGGGUUUGCAGAACCUCAAGCUGAAUCCUUACUGCUUGUGUACUUGAUCCUGGCAUGGUUACUAGGAGUAGACAUUAGGGUGGAUCCAUCCACUUCCUGCCCACAUCACUUUCACAUGUGUGUACCCAUAAACCCAUACCAUCCCAUUUCCAUGCUGACCUGCAUUUUCAGAUGAAAUCACCAUGAAUGUUCAAAUUUAAAUACCUGUUUACAUUUACUAAACAAAUUUUCUCCCAAACCAUAUAUUAUUUAGGAUAUAUAUUUCUCUCAAAAUAUGUAUUUAAAUGUAUCUUUUGAAAUAUUCAAAUUACUGAGAACUGCAUUGUGGCUUUCAGUGAAGUUUGAAAUCUGGUGGAUAGUUAAAUUCUGAUCUGUGCAUUAGUAUGAGUGGUGCACAUCAGGUUAGUUUGUAUUGGACUUCCUAAAAGACUGAAUUCCUCAAACAACUCUACUGGAAGAACCCAUUGCACACUCAUCAAGAAACCAUUUGAAUCACAGCUACAUUGGUACUUCCUUGUUUGCCUUCAAAGGUUCUGGACACACUAUAUAUCCUGGUAACAUUAGUUUACCUCUCACAGAGCUACAAUUCCCAGAAUCCUUGGCAAAUUACCAUUUCCAGAAUUAUUUGAGCCUGUGGCUGAGAAUGUGUUUUACAUGCAUUUAAAAUGCAUACUCUGUAGCAUACACAGCAAUAUUCCAUUCUUAUCACUGAAAAGAAAAUUUUAAGAUUCAUUCCAUUGCACCUUUCUGUUUUACAGUGAAAAUACCCGGCUGUAUUGACAAAGACGUAUUCUACAAAGUAAGUACAUUUUAUAAUAAUGAAUGCUAGAAGCAAUAAUUUGUUUGUUUGUUUGGUAAAUGUAUAAAUCACUUGCUCACAAAAACAGUCCACGUCUGCAUAAAGCAAAACUAGAUUACACAAACCAAUAAAAAAAGAAAUAUACAUAAAGCAUUAUUUUAAAAAUAAAAUAAAAUUAUUUAUUAAGAAAAUGAUCUGCACAAAAAUGACUGAUGCCAUAGGCACUGUGGGCCCCCUCGGUGUCUUUUUGUUGUUGAGGGGGCCGGGCCCCCAUAUUGGUGGAGUUGGGCAUGAAACAAUGUCGGCAUGUUGUGUGAUGUUGUGCUCGCAAUAUCAGGACAUUGCAUCUUUGCCCUCAACGUGCUUCAGAAGAUGGUGCCUCUGAUUGCUGCGGAUUAAUAGUGAGUGUGUUUAGCCCUCCAUGAAAAGCUUUUAGAAGUUAUGAUGUUACUGGAAAAACCCUGCAUAUCUUCCUUUGAUUCAAACUAUGAAUUAUAAGCUUUCGCAGUAGAAAUACUUUAGCAUCCAAGAGAAUUCUCAGUGUAUCCUGCAUUAAGGUGCAGAAUCCCCCCCCCUUAAAUAAGUUGCCUAUCAGUUCAGAUCAAAAGGAAGGGACUAGAAACCCUACAUUUCUUUUUCAUCCCAGAUUAACAAUUCCAAAUCCAGUCCACAACCCAUAGAUAAAUAUACCCCUUUCAUGGAAACAUUUAUGCAUCCCGGUAGAAAGAAAAAACCACCUUGGUUCAUAAGUUGAAAAGGGGCCUGCUGGUUGCUGGGGUUCUUUCAAAGAAUCCUGAGCUAGAUGAAGCAAGACAAUCCACACAUUUUCAAGCAUUCUUAGAAUUAAAUGAUCUUGUAAAUGAGUAUAUACUUAAGAUUAAAUGAAGAAGCUGCAUCCAAUUGGUGAUCCUUCACUGACAGAAAGCUCUAUGAUCCAGUGGGUGCGUCUGUCAGCAGAACAGAAAGAAAAGCAAAUUACAGUUUUUACCCCUCCUAGUGUGUCACUUGCCCCCCUCCCAAGCCCCAAAUAUGCUUCAGAGUGUUGGGGAACCCCAGAGAACAACAUGGCAGGUGGUGCAGGAAGCUAUAGCAGGAGAGAGAAUCACUGAAUCACUUCCGUGCUCAUGACACUUAUGGAAGCCUAUGCUGGGUCAAUGGGCUUUCUGUUGGUGGAGGAAGACCAGUUGCAUACAUUUGUGAUAUUUCUGAUUUAUGAAAACAGUUUAGAAUUAUUUAGGACCAUUUCUCCUCUGCCCUUCUUUAGCCUGGAGCAGUUGUUCCAAGAGGCCUCUGUGAAACGUGCAGAUGUUCUGUUGAGCAAGAUCCAGAAAGCCAAAUAAACACGGUGGAAUGUGUGUCACAAGCAUGUGACAAAAACUGCCCAGUGGUAAGUUAGUGUUACAAACUGUUUUUGUAAAUUGCCAGCUUUUCAGGAAUUUAUCUGCAAACCUAGCUAUUUCACCUCCUUGAUCUUAUGAAUCUCUUUCCAUAUUUUCUCAAAUACAGGCCCAAGAAUACAAGGAAAUCCCUGGACAAUGCUGUGGUAAAUGCUCAGCGGUAGCAUGUGUUAUAAAAGAGGGAUCCAGUGUUCAGGUUAUCAAGGUAGCUGAUGUUUUAUGAAUACCCAUACAUGCAAUCUCAUGUUCUGUCAUACUUGUGUUUCUCAUGCUUGGAGUGGAAGCUUACUAGAGGCCAUGAAUGAUAUUAACUGAAGCAAUAAUGAAUAGAUCUGCAUUUAAAUUCCCAUAGUUAUCUUUUCCUACCAUUGCCUUUUUCUGCUCCAUUGGAUGUUUUGAGUGCAAAUCUUUAGUAUAAAUCUUUUUGGCUUGUGAAACUUUGUGCUAUAUAAAAAUAGUAAAAAGGGAGAAAAAAGAAGCUGCCCUAUCAGAUGGUUGGCCCAUAUAGCCAAUGUUGCGUUGACUCCCCACAUUCUGUGAAGGAGAUACCAAUGCCUUAUUUUAAUUUGAAGUGUAGUUUUUAUUGUAGCUUUAUUAAUGAAUAUAGCCUAGUGUUGCCUAGUCUGAUUAGAAAGGACUCUCCUAAAUCUUAGACUUGCAACUUGAAAUCCCUGAGAGGUGCCAGCAAUAGAACCUGGAGCCUUCUACUGCCUUCUACUGAGUCUGACCAUUGGUCUGUCUAGCUCAGAACUGUCUAAACUCACUGGCUCUCCAGAAUUUCUUUUCCUUUUUCGGUACCACUCAGCCUAUGUUCUCUCCCAACCUUCUUAAGGGGAAAACCCCCAAAUUUUCAAGCAGGGCUCUCCCUCAGCCCUACUUGGAGAUGCAUGGGAUUGAGUCUGUGGCUGAAGCUCUGCCACUGACCUACCACCCUCCCCAUAAAGUGUGGGAAGCAUGUGGUCAUCCACCACUUGAACCCAUCCCACUCCAGAGAGAAUGCUUGAAAGUAAGAUGCCACAUGUGACCAAGCUAUGCCUUCAGAUAUUUGAUCACACAAUCUGUUUCUCUUGACAGAACGCAGUCAUGAGUAUCUGGGGGCAGAAUUCUGACUCCACGUGCCUGAGCUAAAGGGUUUAUAUAUGGUCAAAUCCUUGUGUCAGGGAGGCCAAUGAAGUCACAUUUAGCAAAGUGAUGCCAAACUGUUUCACAGUGCAGUUUGUCAUGAAGAUAGGCAUGGAGAGAGAGAGAAUGUGUGUAUUUGUGCAUUUGAGACAACCAGAGACCAUGAAGCAAUGAAAGAAGGCACUCAAUUGUAUCAACAAAUCCACAUGGGGUUUCUUCCUUCCUUCAUCUGUGUAAUAUGCACAAUGAUGAAAACAGAUGGCAAAAGCAGAGGACAUGUUGUGUUAGAGUUUGACUCAGUAGAGCUGAGUGGAGGCAAGCAAACCUAGCUGUGAAUAUGAAAGCUAUAUUCUUUCCCACAUAGUUUUCAUAAUGACCUUUCCUUAUUAUAGUAAAUUUAUCAUAAAUUUCCUUUGCUUUUUUACCCUAUCUGUAUUAUCUUAGUGAUACAAUCAAAGCCCUUUGAAGGACAUAAAAAUCACGUGUCAGCUUCUAAUAACAUAACUAUAACUCUGACUUUUUUCAGCCUGGGGAGAUUUGGCAUCAUCCAGGAAACAACUGCACAACUUAUGAAUGUGAAUUGGUUGAGGACCAGUAUAUUCCUGUCCCUACCAAAAGACCCUGCGCUCCACUUAACUGCCCACCUGUAAGUUUACCAAUAGGAUCAAAAGUCUUUGUGUCUGUUAGAUUAUCUACUCAGUGAGAUCAGGGUUUAUCUAAGAAAGCUGGAUGAGGGUAUGUUUUUUUAAAAAAAUGCAUAAAUCAUAUGGGUUUGUUUAGGUAUUUUGGAAUUAUUAUGAUAGGCAAGGGUCCUAAACCAAGCCUAAAUUAACAGAGUCAGACUUGGGCCCUUAUCAAGUUCCUGUUCAUAUAUCUCUUCAGUUCCCUACUUUAUUUAAUGCAAUCUGAUAAGUGUGAUUCACUAGAUGCUGUAAAUGCUAAAUGAAAUGCUCGUGUAGUUAUAUAAUUGUUGUUUAGGGCUGUAUAAAUAGUCUAAUUUUGGUCCAUGUCAGUUUCAUAUGUAUUCUUUAAUAAGUGUUUCAUCCUGAUUCUGUAUCAAGUGGAUUAUUAUUGUGGGGAGGGAAUUUUUUAAAAAGUGGAUUAUUAUUAUUGUUGUUAUCAUUAUCAUCAUUAUUAAACACAUGUAAAUAUGCAUUUUCCCCACAAAAUAUUGUAUACAUUUCCCCUUAAAAUACAUACUUUUGUAUGCAUUUCAUAAAAAAUAUUAAUUUUCAAUGAUACCAUAAUACAAUAAUAAAACAAAACUAAAGGAACAUAGACAGACUAAGGAUAGUAAAUAAGAUGAAGCAAAAUACCAAGCAGGAGAGAGUAGGAGCAUUACUACACAGAAUUGUAUAAUAGUUGGCAAUGCUGUGUACAGUAAGAAAUUUAAGGUAUAACUUCUAAUAAACAGGUGAUGAAUUAUUCAUUGAGAGAUUAGUUUACCCCAAAUGUGCACAUAAACAUUUUUGUACAUAUUCUAACCUGAAAUAUACAUUUUACAUGGUCUUUAAGUGCAGAAAUGCAUCACAAUUCAGAAAACUGCAAAAAAAGAAUGCUAUCUGUGUUCUAAUCUUUGCAUUAGUGCUUAAAAAUGCAGCCCAGUAAAAAUCUUCAAGCAUCCCAAUUACAGUGCUUAAAAUUAAUAGAAGGUAUUAACUGUAUUGUGGGAGACAAUGUGCUUUGGGGUCUAUGGGCCCAAAUAUUGUUUACCUGCCUUUGUGCACACUUUUCCAGGGAGUCCUGGCAAUGGUGAAGGUCUCUCAUGGCCACAAAGAAACUGCAUUUGUUCAGAGAAUAAUAAUCGUUUAGGUUAUCUGUAAAUUCAUCUAACCCAUUUUGGUUUUUCAGGAGAAUGUGAGACUGAGUGAAGAUGGCUGCUGCAAGGUGUGCGGACCUCCACGUAAGUUAUGACAAAAUUGUUAAAAUAAGCCUGCACACACACAAAAAAACCCCCACAAUGUAUGAGAGCAGGGGGUGGGCAAUCUGUGGCACUAGCUGUGCACAUCCUUAUUUUCAUGUGGUCCAUAACUUAAUUUCACAUGGGUGGCAAGGAGGAGAAAAAUAGGGGAAAGGGUUUAAGGGAGAGAGAGAGAAUGAAAAGUGUGUUAGAAAGAGAGGGAAAGCUGUGCCCCUCCCUUACCUUUGUCUCAAGCCCUACCCGCUUUUGACUCUGGCCCACUACCACCAAUAUGUAGUUCCAACAGAUUAUGCUUGAGGGGAAAAGGCCCUCUACAAAAAGUUCCACACCCCUGCAGUAGACUGUGCUUUUGCCUAUAUUUGCUACGGUCAGGCAGGAAGUGAGCCAAUAAAUUAUCUGUGCAGAGAGAAAGUGCUAAGAUUUUCCUCUGCACCUUUGCAGCAUAGGUGUGAACAUCGAGACUAGUACUGUGGAGCGAGAAGUCUUUGUGGUCAAAUGUAUAGCACAGGCUUCUUUGUCAAAACAUGCUAGUGGCAUUAGGCUAGAUCAGUACAGGAGUUUAUCAUGUUCUUUCCUCCCAUCCUGACAUUCCAGUGCAUCAAGAAGUGGGUUCUUAUUAUGAUGGACCUACCCAGUGCUAUUUUUCUAGAAAAAGAGGUGCCAGAACUCAGCCUGAAUGCCUCCCUUGUUCUCUUAUAAUGGCAAUGGUGCCCACCUGAGAGGUGCGAGAACUGAGUUCCAGUGAGUUCUGGCUAGAAAAAAAGCCCUGGACCUACAAUUCAUUUUUCCUUGCCAGUUUCGACAGUUUGCACAUGUGCACUCACACACCACCUUACCCUACUCAGUCUUCUGUUAGGCAGUAUUUGUGGGCACACAGUUAUGAUGGUUUUUGUUUUUGGUUGUUCUCCCCUCUCACAGCGGGAGAUUGUAUUCCAAAGAACAUCACAAGUCUCAUCAGACAUAAUGGAUGUGAAGCUACUGAACCUGUCGAAUUACGGUACUGCGAAGGCCACUGUGGCAGUUCUUCAAUGUAAGUAGAAAAGUGGGCAUUGCUGCCUCCCCCGGGGAACUCUAAAACUCUAAAACCCAAUAAAUAGUCCAGGGGUCAUUCAGUUGAAGUCCAGGUUAGCAAGACAUGGAAAAUUGUGCUGGGAAGCAGAACACUUCAUUUUUGAGCUCAAUUAUGUACUCAUUUGACAGGUGACAUCAGGCAAUUCACUUUCUUGUCAAAACAACAACAACAACAACAACAAAAACUACUGUAAAUACUAUCUGGAUAGACCUAGAGAACUAUAUAGAAUCUUUGGAAUCACUAUAUCCUACUGCAGUGUUUAUCAUUGCAGGGGAUUUUAACGCACAUAUGGGACUAAACGAUGUAAAUUUGUACACCCAUUACAAUCAGAUUCUGGAACCAGAUAUUUUCUUAGCCAGAGGUACCUCCCGUCUGUCUAAAGAUCAUAGAUGUAAUUAUUCAGAGCUUUGAUUAGCCCAUGUUGUAAGGCAGAGGGACUUGUUAAUAUUAAAUGAUAUGAUAGAGGGAGAUUGGCCCAGGAAAUAUACCCACUUUUCAAAGCAUGGAGGCAGUGUGAUAGAUUAUAUUGUGAUCUUACCAUUUGUAUAUAAGUUUGUUGUGGAGUUUGAGGUGGGCCAUUAUAUUGAGAGUGAUUGUUUACUCAAACAAUGGUACUUGUAGGCCCAGUAUUAAAAAAUUCUUCCCCAAAAACUCAAUUUAUCUCUAAUGCAAACUUAGGUGUGACAGCAGGCAAUAGAAUUAAGUGGACACCAGUACUCAAUCUAUUCUAAAUGAACCAUGUCAGACUGAUUGUUUCCAAUACAAACAAAAGCAGAAUGAUGGCACUGCGGGUUGGUGUGAGUGGUGGACUUGAUUCUGCAGCAGCUAAAGCCUUCUUUGUUUUCUCUUAGAUACUCUUCUGAGGCUAACACAUUGGAUCACACAUGUGCAUGCUGUAAGGAAAGCAAAACCAGCAAGAGGCAAGUGACACUGAUGUGCCCUGAUCGCUCCACCAUUGAAUAUUCAUACAUCCAUGUUGACUCAUGUGAGUGUAUGAGCAAUCAAUGUGAUGUGAAGCCCAGCCCAACACCAGGAGAGCAAGAACAGCAGCAGCAGCAGGAAGAACAGCAGCAACAGCAGCAGCAGGAAGAGCAGCAGCAGCAACAACAACAAGAAGAAGAACAGCAGCUUGGCCAGAAAUAA
Molecule: messenger RNA, 20216 nt
Organism: Podarcis lilfordi (Lilford's wall lizard)
Lineage: Eukaryota; Metazoa; Chordata; Lepidosauria; Squamata; Lacertidae
Source: the annotation of a GenBank genome assembly